AUGUGGGGAUCUCGACCUCGAGGGACACCGCAGCGGUUUGGCGCUCCCGGAGUAGAUGGUGAGAACAUCAACAUAUGUUGGUCUCCCGACGGAAGCACUAUUGCUGUAGGCAACAAGGAAGAUCUGGUCACAUUCAUUGAUGCAAAAACUCACAGAUCAAGAGCUGACGAACAAUUCAAAUUUGAAGUAAAUGAAAUAUCUUGGAACAACGAUGGUGAUCUCUUCUUCUUGACAAGUGGUCAAGGCAGCAUACACAUCCUCAGUUACCCAGACCUGAAGCUACAGCAUGUCUUGAAUGCACAUCCUGCAAACUGUAUUUGUAUUGAGUUUGAUCCAACUGGUACUUACUUUGCCACUGGGAGUGCAGAUGCUCUUGUCAGUCUGUGGGAUGCAGCAGAGUUUGUGUGUGUGCGAACGUUCUACAGACUGGACUGGCCAGUGAGGACACUAAGCUUCAGCUGUGAUGGGAAAAUGCUGGCUUCAGCCUCAGAAGAUUUGGUGAUUGACAUAGCAUAUGUGGAAACAGCUGAGAAACUUGCAGAAAUCCCAUGUGAAACGCCAACAUUUACAGUUGCCUGGCACCCAAAACGACAUCUACUGGCAUUUGCAUGUGACGAUAAACAUGAACGUGAUCGAGACUCUGGUUUGGUCAAAGUUUUUGGCUUCCCUGAUUCUUGAGGAUUCAAAGUUACAAAUGUAAAUCCAUCUCAAUGUGUUAACUAUAAGUAAAUUAGGGAUGAGAAAUGUCAAAAUGUGAGACUACAUAAGAAAUUUCCUUGUUUACUCAUUUGACUUGAUUACCCAUCUGUCAGUGAAAUAUCACAUUGUGAUGGACUGGCUUGCUGCAUUUACUGAUAUCAUCUGCUGUUCACAUGUUACACAUUGUUUUUGACAGAGGAGAAACUAAUCAUUCAUAUGGUUCAUACUUGUAUUAUCCUGAUUCUCAGUGAACUCAGUGACUUCUGUGGAGGUCAGCCAUCACUGUUUGUCAGGGAGAUGUGACCAGCUACAAUGUGGAGGUCAGUCAUCACUGUUUGUCAGGGAGAUGUGACCAGCUACAAUGUGGAGGUCAGUUAUCACUGUUUGUCAGGGAGAUGUGACCAGCUACAAUGUGGAGGUCAGUCAUCACUGUUUGUCAGGGAGAUGUGACCAGCUACAAUGUGGAGGAGUAUAUAAUGAAGCAGCCCAUGUAAAAUUUGGACAUCUCGGGGAUAUCACAGAAUCAUAUAGAAUCAUUACUAUAACUGGAAAAUAAGUUGCAUCAAGGUCAUAAAAGUUGAAGUUCAUUUACUGCCUAAAUCGAGAAGACAUUACUUUAGUCCCAUGUAACUUGAUAAAUCAUUAAGGAAAGGUUCCUCCUUUGCAUGAAGUGAAAGUUAUUAGUAAUGUAUGGCUGCCAUGUUCACUGAAUGACUGCAGAUGUUUGCAUGUAGUAGCUAUGUCAUAUACUUCUACAUGGCAGGUGCUGGCAUUCAGAUUGUAUCAGUGGUAGUUCACGUGGACCUACUGCAUACAAGUAGCGUUUGUUGGAGUUUUACUUGAGGAUAUUGUAUUUGGAUUAUAUUUUGGUUAGCCAUCUGGAAUACUUGUCACUGAUCUUAAAGGUUGAAUAGACCUUCGUAUAAAUCAUGUUCAUAAUAACUCAAGAACAUCCACUGUUAUUGAGGAUAAACCUUGGUUCCUAUCACCCUUAGGAUGGAUCAUUGAAGUUGUGAUCAUUCAUGAGGUGUUUUGCUUCUUUGUGUAAUGAACCAACCCCUUGUGUUUUUAUAUCAUGAAUUUAGGAGCUGGCCCCCAUGUUUUCAACCCAAUCCAGCAAGUGAUUAUCUGAAAUUAAAGUUGAGAGUCAUUAAAUCAAAUGAUCUUAAUACUCUCUGAUUUAGGUUAAA
Messenger RNA from Haliotis rubra (blacklip abalone), 1889 nucleotides. Its product is annotated as THO complex subunit 3-like. The transcript has 5 exons. Gene Ontology annotation, biological process: mRNA export from nucleus. Gene Ontology annotation, molecular function: protein binding. Lineage: Eukaryota; Metazoa; Mollusca; Gastropoda; Lepetellida; Haliotidae. Bases 1 to 678 code for a protein of 225 amino acids. Gene Ontology annotation, cellular component: THO complex part of transcription export complex. The record is from RefSeq and is a predicted model, not a curated record.